AUGUUAACAGUUCUGUUCAGGUCUACCUCCGCCAAAAUCUCCUCUCGGCGUUUCCUUACUCUGGUGUGUGCUACCCUUGACGUUCUCGGCCGCUACAACAAGGCCACCUUUACCGACCUUUGUCUAGGACACACGGGAACCAUUCAGCAACAUGACAGUGUGGUUAUUGGUUGUAAAUAUCGGAGGUCGAGCAUUGAAGGUUGUAGUGAACGAGCUUUUCAGGAUCGGCCGGGAAAGGUACCUUUUAAUUUAUUUGUAAGGGUAUUUUGGAUACAGUUGAUGCGGGAACGUUUUCCGAAUUUGUGUGAGUUCGUCUGGUCUAAUUCUUGACCAUAGGCUGUACAAGAUCUUGUCAAGUCCCUUGAUAACGUUUUGCUGCCAAAUUGCCGGCUACAGGGACUCUUAGGCUGCUGUGUUCGCGGGCCGAUGCGAACGAUCCCAAUUUCGCAUACAAACGCAUACACGCACCGUCUUAGGCGGAGUCGUGGACAUUCCCAGUCGAGUAGACUGCUAGAUGCCUGGGACUACGAGCUACGGAAAGGCUCCUGAUGGGGGGCUGUCUGUUUUGCCGCGUAAAAUGCUCUUGCAGGCAUAGGAGCACAUGCAUCGUCACGGCUUGCUUACUGGACGGAAACUGCCGUCUGGUCAACACGGGUUCCCAUUUCUACCCAACUUAUGAUCGUCCCUGCAACGGUUAAAAGUACUCCGGGCUAUGCUAUCAGGGGUGGUGUUAUUUACCCAAAUCGCCGGUACCAGGCACAACAUUCAAAUUCUGUUUCGUUCUCCCUCUAUACAGCAUGAACUAGUUGACUGUUACGUGGGGGAUUCAGUUCACAAAGUUAUACGUACGUGUAACGACUAGACACUCUUAGUCAGGGGCAGCAUACGACCUCUAUUUGUUGCGGAUUUGAUCCACUUUUUUAUGAGCUCGCAGAAGAUUUCUUGUGCAUCGUUGCACAUGUUGACAGUACACCCAUUUGGCAGACGGAUUGUAGGGUCCGACGGUCACUAGUUUUUCCAGCUUGCACGACUCCUGCUGGGUCUUCUACGUCUUAUCGUCAUGCGUACCAUUAUGUCUGCUGCCGUACUAGCAUUUUCUUAUCUGCGAAUACCGACACCUUGUUUUCAGCCACAAGACGCACCGUCAUGUGGGACAUUCUGCCCACGGUCAGUUUUGAUCUCAAAGAGGUGCUCGUCCGAAAUUUUGCUCGAUUCUUGCAACCGAAUCGUCCCAAUCGAAUAUGCAACUGGCUGCUGCCGUAUCGUUCUCUUAUAUUUACAACUUAUCUGAAUUGACGGAUAUUUAUCGUUCGCGACGUAGGCCACUUCCUUGUCCUUGUAUAUAGCGACGAGUUAUCUGCCACACCCGCGAGAGAACCUUGGUGGGAUUAUAACGUUAUUGAUAGACUUGACACCAGGUUGUUUAUUUACUCCUGAACCUGAAGAUCUUACGUCUGUUAACUUGCAUUCAUCCGGUCGAAAGCACGGGGCCAACGUACCGCUGUGGUUGCAACCCGCAUGGAGCGACACUUUUGUCACGCUGGCAUUCCAGAAAGUUCACGACUGAAUGGGCAAGGACUACUUCAUACGGUCCUUCUUGAGGUCAUGUUUCCGAAUCCCCGCUUAUUCCACAAUGUCUACGCGAAUAAGGACGAUUCACCUUUCGCCCGAGACACGGUUAUUCAGCGUAAAACCUUGCAUAAUCAAUUCACAAAGUGCAUCUGCCAGUUUUUAGUUUUAUCUCUGCGCUUGGCGUCUUUCAUCGUCGGAUUUGUCACUGUUGAUUCUCUGGGCUACUGAAAUCUACUAUAGCAACAAAAGGCCGGUACCAGUAUGCAUGACAGAGUGAAAUUUCUCCGAUGCUACUUGAGACACUUAUCAGGACCUAAUUUCUCCGCCAACACUUCAUUUUCGUACCAGACUGGUUUUUUCUUUAUGUGUCAGCGUAUUACAGGUCUUAAUCCCAGCAUUAUCGAUCCUCUAUGUGCCUUUAAUGUAAUGUUACCCACAUUCACCUAGAAUUCCGUCGAUCACACUGGCACCAAGACGCCCGAAUGGGCUGUAUGAUUAUUUACCCUGGGCUAAUGACACCCGUGCCGGGCCAAUUACACUCGAUCUCGGCCCUCCCAUAUUUGGCACCUAACUUUUCGAAUUUAUGGACUACCCGCGACAUUGUGGUCUAACGUUCUUAUGAUGGAGGCAAAGACGAAUUCGAUAAUCGGUCAAGCGUCUGCAUGCUGACUUCUUUUUUACUUUGUGAACAUUUCCGUAAUUGUCGUAUAAUCAUCUGGUGCGCCAACGGGAGUGUAGGAGGCUUCUGCCAAGACGACCAAUCUAUGUAGGUGUGAAUCAUGGCCCUAGCGUUCAGAGUAUAUUUUUUUCAAUUGGGGGUGUUUCGUCGUCACUUUUUACGCUCCGCUCUCUGAAUUGGUCCCCAGCGAAGGCAUAUACAGUCGGUCGGGACACUACUAGCCAACUGUUCCAUCCUUACUAAGUUUGGUAUUUGGCUAUGCCCUGCGCUGACGUAAUGACGAAAUAGACUGAAAUAUCAUCUUGCCCAAGCUCAGUCCUCACUGGCUGUGACACAAGAGCCAAAUUAGGGCAUUGGUUGGCCAUGUAAAAACCGACCUCUGACGUACUAAUUGUAAUCAAAGGCGAUCCAUUGAUACGCGUUAAACUUGCGGCCUGCGGCCGAGGGUUGAAUUUCGAAAAAUGACCCCAUUUUCACAAUGAACGCACCAUAAGACGUUUCAAUAUUAGAGAAGGGCCAACAUUCACAAACAAAUCUUCUUAUAAAAUAGUCCAUGACUUCCCUCCGCGUGCGUCUCAUGAGUUCGCUAUGUGUUUGCCGCUCAUCAAAGCAACCUUAUAGAUGGAGAACUACCGUACACUUCCAAGUUGCCUCUCGCGUCCUUUAAUUUAUUUCAUAUGUGAUUUGGCGUGGUUGUAAAGGAUUCUGUAUUAGGAUAAUCCAUUUUUCUGGCGACAUUCUGGAACUAAGUCGCUCCUCCGGCAUUUACCUACUCAAACUACGUAGCUAUUGUGUUUAUAACUUAUCCAGGCACAAGCUGUGUGUAGAUGCCAUCAUUUAUACACCUUCAUCCAUCAAUCUAUCGUUUCCACAGUUGUAG
This is a messenger RNA of Spirometra erinaceieuropaei, 3131 nucleotides long. NCBI's taxonomy places the organism in Eukaryota, Metazoa, Platyhelminthes, Cestoda, Diphyllobothriidea, Diphyllobothriidae. The record is from the annotation of a GenBank genome assembly.